AGAUCGUAUACAGCUGCCUGUCUGUAUCAGGUUAGACUUGCUAGUUCCUGUCUUUAGAUAAAUUGCAGGUGUUGGAUCAUAUUGGAAGCAGACUAUGAGGACUUGAUCUACAGGGGUAACAUAUUUAAUAUUCCCAUAGCAACGCAUCAAGCUGCUGAUAAUGAGUCUCUGGACGCAACUCAGACUGUUACUGUGGAAGAACUUUACUCUCCGGAGGAGACAGAAGGUACGGUUGCUGGUGGAGCUGAUUUGGCCUUUGUUUCUGUUCUUUAUUCUUGUGUCUGUCAGAUCCACCAACCAGCCCAUUUAUAAAAGCCAGUGCCACUACCCCAAUAAGCCCCUCCCCUCGGCAGGUGUGUUGCCAUGGCUACAGGGCAUGUUGUGUAACAUGCAGAACCCAUGUGUCGAUCGCCCCACACCUGGUGAAGCACCUGGACAGGUGAACAACUUCAAUAACUCCAUAGUCUCAAAGGUUUUGAUUGAAGUUCAGACCAUCCUCGCAGAUCCCGCCCUCUUCGCCAGUGUUAAACUGCUCUCAAGUGACAUCGGCCAGUGGGGUUCUGUCCUGCAGAAUGCAAACCCAGCCAGAGGUCAAUCCAUUCCACUUCGUAGUUUGCUAAGAACCAAUGAGACAUUUUCAGAAUAUCUGACGAACAGCUUGUCAGUGCCAAACACAACAGUUGCGAGUCUGAUGAUGGUGAAGGUUCGACUCGGCCAGAUAAUUGCUCUCUCAGGUGGGGGCGAUCUGAGGUCUAUAUUCUGUGGCGCAUCAGUCAACAGCAUCCUGGACUUUAAUUCAGCCAAUCAGAGAGAGGAGUUCCAGAACAUCACAUGCUCCAUAACAGCCAGUCAGCUUCUCCUAACCAGACAAGUUGUCAUGCAGAACCUCGAUAACAUGAAACUAUUAUCCGCUCUUCCAUUAGCUGUGGGUCUGAACCCGUUCGAGGUGGCCGUACUCAUGACUCAGACCAGCAGUCACGUCACUCCACUGAUGACAGGGAUGUCUAAUUUCCAGACUUCAGCAAUGUUGAGUGUUGCAGACACUUUAGACUUCGGAUCAGAUCCGUUUGGAAGUCUCAAUAUGCUGAUGUGUGGAAAAGUCUUUAACUCAACAUCCAAUAACACGAUGAGAGCCGCCGUCCGAACAGCAUCAACAGACCCAGAACAACAGAACACACGCGCUGCAACAGCUGUGAUGGGCGACACAAGCAACACAAACACCAGUGAAUUCUGUAAAAAUUUGAUGGACACAUUGGAAAGCUCAUCCAGUUUGCGUCUGUUCUGGAAAACUUUCAGACCCUUUCUGCAAGGAAAAAUCCUCUACACGCCUGAUACAAAUGUUACACGGAGCAUCGUUACAGAGGCCAACCGCACCUUUGACGCUGUGGCUAAAGUGGGCGAUCUAGCAGAGGCCUGGCUGCAGAAUGAAGACGUGAUCUGGGAAUUUUUCAACAACAGCACGCAGAUCAACACACUAAGGGUUCUACUGCAGAACCCUGUGAUUUCACCAGUUUUGGACCAGUGGCUAGAGGAUAGGGGCCUGUCCGCUGCGCUAAUUGCCAACUUCCUGUUCAACGGUCCGGAGUCCCAGCGUCCAGUGGGAAUGCCACCUUUCGACUGGCGAAAUGUCUUCAACACCACCAGCCGCACAGCAGAACAACUCAUUCAGAUUCUGGGGUGUUUUGAUCUAGACAAGUUUGAAGGUGUCAGCAGUGAGUCUCUGCUGGUUGACCGUUCUCUGAAGCUCUUGGAUCAAGACAGGUUCUGGGCUGGAGUGGUCUUCACGAAUCUCAGUGCAAACGGCCAUGACCCAAGUGACCCCCACCCACCAACCCACAUAAAAUACAAGAUCCGCAUGGACAUUGAGGAGACGGAGAGGACGGACAAAAUCAAGGAGAGGUCCUGGUAUCCGUCAGCCCGUGAUAACCCAUUUAAUGACCUGCGGUAUGUGAGAGGAGGGUUUGUAUACUUGCAGGAUAUGCUGGACCGUGGAAUCAUUCGGGUCCAGACCGGCAUCAGCCAGCCGCUCGGAGUAUAUGCACAACAGAUGCCAUACCCAUGUUACGUUGAUGAUACGUUCCUGCGGUCUCUGACGCGCUCCUUGCCUCUCUACAUGACGUUAGCGUGGAUCUUCUCUGUAGCGCUGAUAGUCAAGGGUGUGGUUCAGGAGAAGGAGGCGCGUCUGAAGGAGACCGUGAGGAUGAUGGGAUUGAAGAGCUCCACCUACUGGCUGAGCUGGGGCAUCAGCAGCACCCUGCCUCUCGCCGUCAGCGCUGCGCUCCUUACUGUCAUUCUCAAGUAUGGAAAGGUUCUGCGAUACAGUGACCCCUCGGUGAUCUUUGUCUUCCUCCUGGUCUUCUGCGUGGCCACUGUCAUGCAAUGCUUUUUCAUCAGUGUAUUUUUCUCCCGGGCAAAUCUGGCAGCUGCCUGUGGGGGCCUCAUCUACUUCCUGCUCUACCUGCCUCAUGUGCUCUGCUACGCCUGGAGGGAUGUCCUGGGCUUUGGAGCCAAACUCGCCACGAGUCUGCUGUCGUGUGUGGCAUUCGGGUAUGGCUGUGAGAAUUUCUCCCGUUACGAAGAGCAGGGCAUCGGAAUUCAGUGGAGCAACAUCCGGGUCAGUCCGCAAGAGAACGACCGCUACUCCUUCAUCGUUUCUAUCUUCAUGAUGCUGUUUGAUGCUCUCAUUUACUGGAUACUCACCUGGUAUAUUGAGAAUGUCUACCCAGGGCAGUAUGGUAUUGCAAAGCCAUGGUAUUUUCUCUUUACUUCUGCAUACUGGUGUGGAACUCCAGUGGGUUCUGAGGCAGAACCAGACCUUUUCAAAGAACUGGAGGACCAGAGUGGUUACCUGGAGAAGCCUUCCUCAAGUAUUAAGGCUGGUGUGUGUAUCCGAAACCUGGUGAAGGUGUACAAGACGGGGAAUAAACUGGCCGUGGACGGACUCAGUCUGGACUUCUAUCAGGAUCACAUCACCUCAUUCCUAGGACACAACGGAGCUGGAAAAACCACCACCAUGUCCAUUCUGACAGGUCUUUUUGCUCCCACUUCUGGUACGGCCUACAUUAACGGUUACGACAUCCGCAAGGACAUUGACACCGUCAGGAAACAACUGGGAAUGUGUCCACAACACAAUGUCCUCUUCAACGAUCUGACGGUGGAAGAACACAUUUAUUUCUAUGCCUGUCUGAAGGGGCGGAGCUCUAAAGAAGUGCAGCAGGAAAUUGAUCAGAUGAUUAAAGAUGUCGGUCUGCCACACAAACGUAAAGACCUCGCCAAAAACCUCUCAGGUGGUAUGCAAAGGAAGCUGUCUGUUGCCAUAGCGUUUGUGGGUGGAUCCAAUGUUGUGAUUCUGGAUGAGCCAACCGCAGGAGUGGAUCCGUAUGCACGUCGAGGCAUCUGGGAGUUACUUCUCAAAUAUAAAAAAGGGCGUACUAUCAUUCUGUCUACCCAUCACAUGGAUGAAGCAGAUAUUCUGGGCGAUCGUAUCGCCAUCAUCUCUCACGGCCGAGUUUGCUGCUGCGGCUCUUCUCUAUUCCUCAAGAAAACAUAUGGCAGAGGCUAUUACCUCACAGUCGCACGGGCCAAUCAGGAUCAAGCGACAUCACAACGCACGCCCAAAUCUAAAGAGUGUGAUAUGUCCAGUGUCGAUGAGGGAAUUUGCAGUGACAGCAUCAGUAGUCUGGACACAUCAGAUGUGGGUGAUGUGAGUCGGCUGGUGCGGCGGCACGUGGCGGAAGCAGAGUUUCUGGAGGUCAUAGGUCAAGAGCUUGUGUUUGUGCUGCCAUACACAGCCGCCAACAACGGCAGCUUCGCUUCCCUCUUUAAAGAGCUCGACCUGGAGAAAAACUCUCUGGGCAUUACCAGCUAUGGCAUAUCAGACACCAGCCUGGAGGAGAUCUUUUUGAAGGUGGCUGAAGACACAGGUGUUGAUGUGGAAUCUCACGAUAAGAGAGGAGCUCUUGAACAAAAACGCAGAAGCAGCUCAAGGAUAUCAGGAAUACAGACUAUCAGCACAGCACUGGAAUGCAAAGAUGCAAAUACUGUGAAAAAUGAGGUGAAGGUGAGAUUCACUAGUCGAGUUGAGGACACACAGCGCCCCAUGUGUGUGAACGGCAAAGGGUCGUAUGUCAUCACGGGUUGGUCACUGAUCAGACAGCAGUUUUUAGCUCUGUUUAUUAAACGGUUCCAUCACGCCCGCAGAAGCAGGAAGGGAAUCAUUGCUCAGGUGGUGAUGCCGGCGUUUUUCGUGUGUUUGGCACUCAUCUUCUCUAUGAUUGUUCCACCUACUGUGGAAUAUCCCAGUCUGGAACUUCAACCCUGGAUGUACGGAGCUCCACAGAACACCUUUUACAGUUUUGAUAGCGCUGGUGUAGUCCAGGUGGAGAGAGUGACAGAUGCUCUGCUCAGUUCUCCUGGAUUUGGAACACGCUGCAUGAGCACCAACCCCAUACCUAAACUCCCAUGUAACCCGACGGGAGGCUCUGAUUGGAUCACUCCAGCAGUCGACCCAUCCAUCAAUGAGAUCUUUGAGAAGGGAAACUGGAGCAUGGCGAACCCGUCGCCGGACUGUCAAUGCAGCACUCCUCAACGCAGCAUCAUGCUGCCGGACUGCCCGCCCGGAGCCGGAGGAUUACCACCACCACAGAGAACUCAGAACACCACAGACACACUGCAGAACCUCACAAACAAAAACAUGACCGACUUCCUGCUCAAGAACUACCAGAAAUCAGGAAAAAUACGGUAUGGAGGCAUCUCUGUGGGUGGUGUGAACUCACAGGUCCAACUGAAUGAGUCUGAGAUUGCAUCCAAAAUCACGGACCUCAAAUCACUCUUGAACAUCUCACAGAGUAACCUUACAGAUGAAAUAUUCCAAAAUAUUCAGAUGUUACUAGUGGAGCUGGGCACCAGAGACAAUGUAAAGGUCUGGUUCUAUAAUCAGGGUUGGCAUUCACUCGUGUCGUUCCUGAAUGUGGCCAGUAACGGAAUUCUUAGAGGGAAUCUGCCCGCGGGACGCCGACCAGAAGAAUAUGGCAUUACGACAUUCAACCAUCCGCUGAAUCUCACUAAAGAACAGCUCUCAUUUGCAGCAAUUGCGUCAACCUCUACGGACGUGGUGGUGGCCAUCUGCGUGAUCUUUGCCAUGUCCUUCAUCCCUGCAAGCUUCGUCCUCUUCCUCAUCCAGGAGCGCGUCAGUAAAGCCAAACACCUGCAGUUUGUGAGCGGUGUAAAUCCAACCAUAUACUGGCUCGCCAACUUCACCUGGGACAUGUGUAAUUACGUGGUCCCGAGUGUCAUCGUCAUUAUCAUCUUCCUGUGUUUCCAAACAAAAGCGUACGUCUCUCCACCAAACCUGCCUGCCCUCAUACUGCUGCUGGUGCUGUACGGUUGGUCAAUCACUCCAAUGAUGUAUCCUGCCUCCUUCUUGUUCAGUGUUCCCAGCACAGCGUAUGUAGUUCUCACCUGCAUAAACCUCUUCAUCGGCAUCAAUGGCAGUGUUGCCACAUUUGUCAUGGAGCUCUUUGACGACCCGAAUAUAACAAAUAUCAAUAACAUAGUGAAGCAGGCUCUGCUGGUGUUUCCUCAUUUCUGUUUGGGCAGAGGACUCAUGGAUAUGGCCAAAAACCAGGCCAUGGGCGCCCUCUACCAAAAUCUGGGUGAAGACCGCUUUGAAGACCCUCUCAGCUGGAACAUGGUGGGAAAGAAUCUGUUCGCCAUGUUUAUUCAGGGGGCUGUUAUGUUCAUCCUGACCCUGCUCAUUCAGUACAAGUUCUUCUGCAAACCUCUGUCGAUGAAGACACUACCAACAUCAUCUGGGAAAGAGGAUGAGGAUGUCGCUCGUGAGCGCACUCGUGUGCAGCAGGGAGGAGCUCAGAAUGACCUGCUCCGAAUCUGUGACCUCACAAAGAUGUACCGUAAGAAGAUCACUCCAGCCGUGGACAGAAUCUGUAUGGGUGUUCCUGCAGCCGAGUGUUUUGGCUUGCUGGGGAUUAAUGGAGCAGGCAAAACUACGACUUUUAAAAUGCUGACUGGUGACAUCAGCCCAUCAGGAGGAGAUGCCUUCCUGAAUGGAUACAGCAUCCGUACUGAAAUGCAGUCGGUGCAGCAGAACAUGGGUUACUGUCCACAGUUUGAUGCCAUAGAUGACCUUCUGACUGGGAGAGAACACCUGGAGUUCUACGCUCGACUCCGAGGGGUUCCGGAAAAAGAGGUUGCCAUGGUGGCUGAGUGGGGCAUUCAGAAGCUCGGCCUGGUGAAUUACUCUGAGAAAUCUGCAGGGACAUACAGCGGCGGCAACAAACGCAAACUCUCCACUGCCAUGGCUCUGAUUGGCUGUCCUCCUCUGGUUUUCCUUGAUGAGCCCACCACAGGCAUGGACCCCAAAGCCCGGCGUUUUCUGUGGGACUGUAUCCUCAGUGUCAUUAAGGAGGGCAGAUCUGUCAUACUCACCUCACACAGUAUGGAAGAGUGUGAAGCUCUGUGCACUCGUAUGGCCAUCAUGGUGAACGGCCAGUUUAAAUGUUUGGGCAGCAUCCAGCACCUUAAGAGCAGGUUCGGGGAUGGCUACACGGUGAUUGUGAGAGUGUGUGCUGAUCAUGCUGAUCUCAGUGCAGUGGAGGUGUUUCUGCGGGACACGUUUCCUGGUAGCGUUUUGAAAGAGAGACAUCACAACACUCUGCAGUACCAGAUACCGCAGGGAGAGGGUGCACUUGCACACAUCUUCAGUCAGCUGAGCAAACACCAGCAGGAGCUGGGUGUGGAGGACUACUCUGUGUCACAAACUACACUAGACCAGGUGUUCGUGAGUUUUGCGCAACAGCAGCAUGACGAGGAGGACGGUGCAUUUGAUAACACUGCUGUAGAUACGAAUGAUGAAACACAAACAUCUUCAAUAUAAACCAAAUAUUAAUCAGCAUAAUCAAGCUGCUACCGGCACUUUACCAUCUUUAUUUAUUUAUUUUAUAUCCAAAUCCCUAUGUAGACCACCAGCAUAUAUUUGAAAAUUUAGUUGAGUUAAAUCUUCAACUUAUUCAAGUACAGAGAGCCAUUCCAGGAAAAAAAAAAAAACUCGGGUGUAGUUUUAUAUAAAAUAUUUUAUCAAAGAAUUUUACAUUUAUCAUUAUAUUUUUGUUAUAAUUAACUAUCUGCUCAUUUUGCACUGUGAAACACCAGAUACUCCACAUUUUAACUCCUAAUAUUAUUAUUGUUAUUAUUUUUUUUUUCAUGCAUAUUAUAGUUUUACCAAAUGCUAGGAUCAUGCAAAUGUUGAAUUUUUAUUUUCAGUGUAUCAAAUCUGCACAUUGCUCAAGGUUUACCUCUGUAUGUAUGAAGUGAUUCUGCGUUUAUUUUUGUCUUUGUAAAAAUCAUCUCACACUCACACGUGAUUUCAGCUUUCACACUUUUUUGAAACUCAGGACUGAACCAUGCUUGAAACUGUGUGUGUCGAGAACUAUAUGUAUGUCAUGAAAUGCAGCAAAAUAUUCUUACCACUCUCACACACACAGAAAAUCUCAACACUUAUCUGCUCUUAAUCCUGCAGGGUACUCAGCAUUUGUAUGCACUCCCAUGUUCCUGUGAAACUCUGCUCAGAUGUUUGUUCUGCUUAUUGCUUUAUGCACAGAAACACAUAUUAAAUAUUUGCACACUC
This is a messenger RNA of Myxocyprinus asiaticus (Chinese sucker), 7645 nucleotides long. RefSeq names its product phospholipid-transporting ATPase ABCA1. The record is from RefSeq and is a predicted model, not a curated record. Bases 161 to 6895 code for a protein of 2244 amino acids. Gene Ontology annotation, cellular component: membrane; intracellular membrane-bounded organelle. Lineage: Eukaryota; Metazoa; Chordata; Actinopteri; Cypriniformes; Catostomidae. The transcript is spliced from 50 exons. Gene Ontology annotation, biological process: transmembrane transport; lipid transport. Gene Ontology annotation, molecular function: ABC-type transporter activity; ATP hydrolysis activity; ATP binding.